AUGGGUCGCCCCACGCGACAAAAACAAUCCAAUAUAAGGAAUCUGGCCAACUGGAAAGCCGCGCAGGCUGAAGCGAGGAUACUUGCGGAGGAACAGCAACGCGGGAGCACACAAAAUCGUCGGGCAACUCUCCCAGCUGCAAGUCCUCGACAGCUAAAUGGACGUUUGACAAAUGGCCCAAGACGCUCUUCGACACCUCGAUCUUCAAUUGCCACGAGUUCCCAAGCCGUCAAACGGAAGUUAAGAUCAUUGGCUAACAUAAUUUAUUUUUCGUUUCUGCUGGCAUUCUUCGGGAACAACAAACAUGACGGUGCAGAAGCCGCCUGUCAAGCUCAGGGAGCCAAACUUUCGGGAUUUCAAACUACCGAUGAAUCAAUGAGAGCUACACACCUCCUCAGAGCUGUUAUCAAUCAGGCAUCCCCUGGCGCUAACACUGUAGCCUGGCUUGGCGGGAUCAGAAAAGCCAGCUGCCCAACUGUCCAGUCUUGUACCCCGGCUAACAGUUAUCAAUGGACAGAUGGCCAUACAACUGGCACCGCUGGCUUCACUUUUGGCGUUAAUCAACCUGAUAUUCUUGGCGGAGUACAAUUCUGCCUGACGCAAAAUGUACACGCAAAAGUCGACUCGGGCCUCACUUCUGCUCAGUGGCACUUUUUCAAUGGGAAUCUGGAUGAUGUCGAGUGUUAUGCCACUCUUAAUACAUACUUGUGUGGAAAAGUUCCAAAUUGA
Molecule: messenger RNA, 729 nt
Organism: Caenorhabditis elegans
Lineage: Eukaryota; Metazoa; Nematoda; Chromadorea; Rhabditida; Rhabditidae
Gene: clec-260
Product: C-type lectin domain-containing protein
Exons: 7
Coding region: 1-729 (242 amino acids)
Source: RefSeq, marked reviewed